Messenger RNA from Diprion similis, 1124 nucleotides. RefSeq names its product phosphate carrier protein, mitochondrial (gene Mpcp1). The coding region runs from base 29 to 1093 and encodes 354 amino acids. The transcript has 5 exons. Gene Ontology annotation, molecular function: phosphate transmembrane transporter activity. Lineage: Eukaryota; Metazoa; Arthropoda; Insecta; Hymenoptera; Diprionidae. Gene Ontology annotation, cellular component: mitochondrial inner membrane. The record is from RefSeq and is a predicted model, not a curated record. Gene Ontology annotation, biological process: mitochondrial phosphate ion transmembrane transport.
AGGCAAGAUCAUAGUUCCCGAAGGCAAGAUGUGGUCCUCAUUGAUGGAAACCGUCAAAAAGAACCCUUUCGGCUCUCCUUUCAUCACAGCUGACUGCCAGGCUCAGCGCGAGGAUGGCCAAGCCCUUGUCAAAGGCCGAUAUAUCGCCGCCGCCAACGCGGCAGAAGGCGACAGCUGCGAAUUUGGCUCCAACCAAUACUUCGCGCUAUGCGGGCUUGGAGGCAUCUUGUCCUGCGGUCUUACCCACACUAUGGUUACCCCCCUUGAUCUGGUCAAGUGCCGUAUUCAAGUAGACCCUGCAAAAUACAAGUCCGUCUUCAAUGGAUUCAAGGUAUCUCUGCAAGAGGGUGGCGUCAGAGCCCUGGGAAAAGGAUGGGCUCCGACUUUCUUCGGAUAUUCCAUGCAAGGAAUGUUCAAGUUCGGUCUCUACGAAGUCUUCAAAGUUUACUAUUCGAAUCUAAUCGGAGAUGAACUUUCCUAUGAAUACAGAACAACACUAUACCUCAUAUCAUCCGCAUCUGCAGAAUUCUUUGCUGACAUUGCUCUGGCUCCUAUGGAGGCUGCCAAGGUCAGGAUUCAAACUAUGCCUGGAUACGCAAAUACUCUGCGCGAAGCGCUGCCUAAGAUGCACGCCGACGAAGGUCUUGGAGGCUUCUACAAGGGUUUGGUGCCACUUUGGCUCCGCCAGAUCCCCUACACCAUGAUGAAGUUUGCCUGCUUCGAACGUACCGUCGAAUUACUGUACAAGCACGUCGUGCCCAAGCCGCGUGUGGACUGCACCAAGGGUGAACAGCUCGUCGUAACCUUCGCUGCUGGUUACAUUGCCGGUGUCUUCUGUGCCGUUGUAUCUCACCCCGCUGACUCGGUUGUGUCCAAGUUGAACCAAGAGAAAGGAGCCACAGCUGUUGACGUUGUGAAGAAACUUGGUUGGGGCGGAUUAUGGAAAGGAUUGGCACCCAGGAUUGUCAUGAUCGGUACUUUGACGGCUGCCCAGUGGUUUAUCUACGACGCAGUCAAGGUAUGGCUGCGCAUGCCACGUCCACCACCACCAGAGAUGCCAGAGUCGCUGAAGAAGAAGUAUGGCGUCGCUUAAGUGUCAAACGAACAAAGUAAGACAAAGAAGA